Aspergillus viridinutans is the source of this 990-nucleotide messenger RNA. RefSeq names its product putative isopropanol dehydrogenase. The record is from RefSeq and is a predicted model, not a curated record. Bases 1 to 990 code for a protein of 329 amino acids. Lineage: Eukaryota; Fungi; Ascomycota; Eurotiomycetes; Eurotiales; Aspergillaceae. The transcript has a single exon.
AUGACCACUCACCAAGCCAUCAUCCUCUCUGAAAUCAACUCACCACUCACCCUGGCCACAGUCCCAACACCCACCCCUCAAUCCGGCCAAGUCCUCAUCAAGGUCCUCGCCAGCCCUAUCCUCGCAUAUUACCGCGCAAUACUCACUGGCAAGCUCCCCUACCCACUCCCCUUCCCCUUCACCCCCGGCGCAUCCCCAAUCGGCCGCAUCGAGGUCCUCGGAUCCGACACAACGACCCUCAAACCCGGCCAACUAGUCUACGUCGACCUUAACGUACGCGCCCGCGAUGACCCUCUCAAAGAACAAGGCACCGCCAUCCUGCAAGGUCUCUUCGGCGGCAUAACGCCCCAAGCGCGCAUCCUAUCCGAAAACGACUGGCGCCAUGGCUCGUGGGCAGAGAAACAGAUCGUCCCGCUGGAGAACGUGCAUGUUCUCGAUGAGUCGCUUCUGCUCCAGCAGAUGGGCUAUUCCCCGGCCCGCCUGACCUGGAUCAACACCCUCCUUGUUCCGUAUGGCGGACUGCUCUCCGGGGCACUGCAGCCGGGCGAGACCGUGAUUGUGUGUUUUGCGACGGGGCAUUUCGGUGGUGCUGCAAUUGAUGUGGCGCUUGCCAUGGGGGCGGGGAGGGUUGUUGCUGUAGGACGACGGAUGAGUUCCCUGGAGAAGAUCCAGGAUGGCUAUCCAAAGGGAAAGGUAGUCGGCGUUGCGACGGAAAGUGUCGAUGAGACUUCCUUGAAAGAUGCGCUGAGGAAAGCGACACCGCGCGGACUUGGUGCGGAUCUGUUCCUUGAUCUCACUCCAGCAUCUGCUGCAGAGGGGCAGAAAUGGAUACACGUCCCUUCUGCUAUAUCGGCGUUGAAGGCCAACGGUCGCGCGGUUCUUAUGGGUGGAGCUUCGGAUUCGGUCACCUUGUCUUAUUCUGAGCUCAUGACGCGUAAUAUCACGGUGAAGGGAACUUUAUGUUCGACGGAACUGCUCCUGCGAAGUUGA